AAGCCGUAGCUCGCCGUGUCAGUGUUGCGCUUUCACGGGCGGGAAGAGCGAACCGUGAAGGGUCCGGGGUUUGGUGGAAACCGCUGGAGCCUUUGCUCUCUGCGCAUCGUUGAUCCGCGGCGCACCCGUGGAGCUGCUGGGACCGGACCUCUGCGUACGUAGAACCGGUUUGGAGUGCGGGGCAGAUGGAGGACCCUCCCGCGGGUUCUGGCGGCGCAUCAGCGGAGGGCCCCGCGGCGCAGGUGGCGGAUAUGUGCUGGCCGACCGAAGCGCUUCCUUUGCGGCUGCUGGAGUGGAAAGUGAAGCCCGGGUCACUGGUGAACGUGGACUCUGUGAUAGCGCUGUGCGCGGUCGUGCCCCGGGAGGAGGCGGAGGAGGGCGUCCGGCCAUCGGAGAAGAAGGUGAAGUCGGACCGUGCAGGAGUGGUGAAGGAGCUCUGCUGCCAGCCCGGACACAUCAUUCCUCCGGGGGGUGUGAUUGCCAGAAUCGAAGAAUGCAGCCAUCCCAUAGUCAUGAAGGGUUUAUGCGCCGAAUGUGGCCAGGAUCUGACCCAGCUUCAGGGGACAAACGGGAACCAGCAGACCCCCAUCUCCACAGCAACCGUCUCCAUGGUGCACAGUGUCCCUGAACUGAUGGUCAGCUCUGAGCAAGCCGAGCAGCUGGGCAGAGAGGACCAGCAGAGGCUGCAUCGGAACAGGAAGCUGGUCCUCAUGGUGGAUCUGGACCAGACGCUCAUCCACACCACAGAGCAGCACUGCCAGCAGAUGUCCAACAAGGGCAUUUUCCACUUCCAGCUGGGCCGGGGGGAGCCGAUGCUGCACACCCGCCUGCGGCCCCACUGCAAGGAAUUCUUGGAAAAAACGGCCAAACUCUACGAGCUGCAUGUCUUCACGUUCGGGAGCCGCCUCUAUGCACACACUAUUGCUGGUUUUCUGGAUCCAGAAAAGAAGCUUUUCUCCCACAGAAUUCUUUCCAGAGACGAAUGCAUCGAUCCAUUCUCCAAGACGGGAAACCUUAGGUACCUCUUCCCCUGUGGGGACUCCAUGGUCUGCAUCAUCGAUGACCGCGAAGAUGUUUGGAAGUUUGCACCCAACCUCAUCACUGUGAAAAAGUACGUCUACUUCCAGGGCGCCGGAGACAUCAACGCCCCCCCGGGGUCCCGGGAAGCACUGGCGGCCAGGAAAGGAGGACUUCCUUGCAGACCAGCAGAGAACGCAGAACAAUCUGGAGCUGAGGAGCAGAACAACGGUCUGAAGAAACGGGCCAAGGAGCAGAAGGAGGACUGCGCCUCCUCUCAGGGAGCUGCAGUGAGUGAGCGGACACCCCUUACCAGGAUCGAGGAGGAGGACAAAGUUGCACAUAAGGGGUCAGAAGCGGAGGCUGGCAGUAUGGUGGAGGAGAACGAGCCUCAGCGGGAGGACGGGGCAGACAUGAAGGAUGGAGGAAGGACAGUAGAACCACAGGACGCUCCCGGCUGCUCCAAUCACCUGGACGUCAGCAUUUAUAGUGACACUGUCUCUGAAAAAACGAAAAAAACGCAGUCAGCCGACAAGGACUUGGAAUCCAGUCGGGAAUCGGAGGAGCAAGAGCCCUCUGAUGGGAAUCCUCCAACCAGCAGAGACAUGGAGAAAAGCUCUGAACCUUCAGGGGUCGUCCUUCCCGACCCCGAGCUCGGAAAUGGUUGUCUGGAGAGGAGAGAGCCCGAGACGGAGUCCCAGAACAGUGAACAGUCUGGAGUCACCAUGGGGGAGCUGCUGGACCAGAGCAUGGAAGAUGAGGAGGAGGAAGCUGACAACGACCACGAUGAUCACCUGAUCUACCUGGAGGAGGUGCUGGAACGAAUCCAUGCAGAGUAUUACGCCCGCUACGAGGCUUACCUGAGAAAGGAGGCCGGCCAGAUGCCGGAUAUCCGUAAGAUUGUUCCGGAGCUGAAGAGCAAGACUCUGGAGGACGCCACCGUAGUGUUCAGUGGUCUGUACCCAACCAAUUACCCCAUGGACAGGACUCGUGAGUACUACCACGCCAAAGCUCUGGGGGCAAAGGUCAGCAGGAAUCUAGUCCUCAACCCUCAAGAUCCAGGCCGGACAACACACCUGAUCGCAGCAAGAGCAGGUACAGAGAAGGUCCGGCAGGCGCAGGGCUACAAGCACCUUCAUGUGGUCAACCCUGAUUGGCUGUGGAGCUGUCUGGAGCGCUGGGAGAGGGUGGACGAGCAGCUGUACCCUCUGAAGGACGACUACUCAAAGACGCCCCGGAGCAACAGCCCAGCAGCGUUUACUGAAACCAGAGGCCCGGACGUACGACCCCGUCACAGGAAAGCUCAUCCGCAGGGGUUCCAACGUGCAGCGCCCCCCAUCCUACCUUCAGCCAUCAAGUUCUGAACCCCGAGAUCAGCCCAGCCUCAGGGGGGCUGCGCCCACUCAGCUAAAGGAGGCGGCAGGAUGUGUUCAGGAUGGCGAGCAGGCGGGGCCAUCUCGGCGCAGACGGCAGCCCAGCAUGUCUGAAACCAUGCCCCUGUACACGCUCUGCAAGGAGGACCUGGACAGCAUGGACAGAGAGGUGGACGACAUCCUAGGCGAGGAGAGCGACAACGAGAGCGAGGGCCGCGGGAGGGAGAGGCCGGGGAGCGAGGAGCAGGAGGCUGAGGAGCAGCGCAGACCGCCCCCAGCUGGACACUCGCUUGGAGGGGGGGUCCUUCCACAGAGCCCAGCAGAGAAGCUCCCCACAGCGUCCAGCAGCGACCGGCCAUCCCAUAAUGUCUCCAGGGGUCACAAGCGGAAGCUGGAAGAGGAGGAGGCGAAGGCGAGGCGGAAGGACGGCAGCUCCUCCGAUGACUCCUCCAAGGACUCCAACGAGGAAGAGGAGGGCAGCAGCUCGGAGGCAGACGAGAUGGCCGCGGCUUUGGAGGCGGAGCUGCACGACUUUAUGUGACGAGGACGGCGAGGAAGAGGAGGCCGUCGGGCCUGAAGGUGGAGCAGUAGUUUUGACCAUGAAUGUAAUGAAGGCUCCGUUCGGGACUCGACCUUUGACCUUCACCUUCCGGAAAAACAUCAAACUGUAGAAAAAAAACAUUUUUUUAUCACAGUUUUUAUACUGAUGACGUAAAACACUUCAAUGGAUGGAUUCUAUUUGCCAAAGAAUUUGGAACCGAUGACCUUUGACCCUUCGGUGGAAGCAGCAGGUGGAGGUCUCUGUGCUCCUUCUCCUCCUGCUCUCAUCUCCUCCUCUGACAGAGGACACCUCCUUCUGCUCCUCAAAGGGAAACACUUUCAUAGUUUUCAUCAAUCAGGGAAAUCUCCUUUUCUACCAGCACCCCCACUAUGUUGAAGUUUGUUUUCGUCUGAGCUCAAGAGUCACGGCUGAUGUUAUAUGAGAACGUUUUUUUAAAACACACCUGGGGGGCGACAGGUGAGAAAGAAAAACCCGUUUGGUUUAGUAAAAUGUCCAGUUUUUUAAAGUUUGGUUCGUAAAUCCUGGUUUUUGUGUAAAUCCCAGAUCAAGUAUUUGCUGCAAACAUUUAAGUGUUCCCCCCUCCUCAUGAUGGGGGGGUCAGCUCUUUCCUUAUCCAAACCUUUUUCUGUCCUGUCAAUGGAGAAAAAAACUUUUGUUUUUAUUAUUUCAAAUAAAGUUGUGUAAAGUUGUUGUGACUUUUUUGACUUGAGCCUCAAAGAAAAACUGCUUUUAUUGAAUAAAGAUGUUUCUAUAAAACCAA
Molecule: messenger RNA, 3712 nt
Organism: Oryzias melastigma (Indian medaka)
Lineage: Eukaryota; Metazoa; Chordata; Actinopteri; Beloniformes; Adrianichthyidae
Gene: ctdp1
Product: CTD (carboxy-terminal domain, RNA polymerase II, polypeptide A) phosphatase, subunit 1
Cellular component (GO): nucleus
Molecular function (GO): RNA polymerase II CTD heptapeptide repeat phosphatase activity
Source: RefSeq, a predicted model, not a curated record